UAAUAAUUAAAACGUCAGCUAUAAAUAUAUCAUUUUAAAUAAAUUAUGUCUUAAAUAAAUAUCAAAUAAUUCGUUCAUUUAAAAGUAUUGAGGUAAAAAGUAACAGUAAUUUGCCGUGAAAAAAAUAUUAUUUUUAAUUUUCGCCGCCCGCAAGGACACCAACUGCAUAAAUCAAAUUAACUUCUAGUAUGACAUGAAAAAAAUUCAUUUUCAUGCCACGUAUUUUUAUCAUCCAUAUUUACUUUUUAUGCAAUAAAUUAAUAUAUAUUAUUAUCUAAGACUUAAAACAUCAAAGUUUAUAAUUUUAGUAUGUAAUGUAAGUGCGCGCAAUUUAAAUUACAAAAGUUGUUUUUUAAAUUUUGAUAGAAAUUUUUGUUAACAACGUCAAUGAUAACGGCCAUCUUGGUGGAGUGAAGAGGUGAGAAAUAGACUGAAAGACAAGACCACCCGAUGUAGGUGUUUUCUAUUUAGUACCUAGUGCAUAUAUUAUUAUUAUAUUUCCUAAAGUUUAUAACGUGUGAUAUAAAUAUAAUAAUGCUCGUUAGAGUUUACAAAAAAGUCUGACUUUUUAUCCCACUGUGCUGGGAUUCAGGAUAAAUCGUGUGGAGCUGAUUAUUGUCAAGUUUUAUUGUGUACCAGUUUGGUUUUUAUAUUUCAAGAUAUUUAUUGCUGAUUUGUAAUCAUGAAUGCUUCAGAACAUGGGUUUAACCCGGCAUUUAAUAUGGCCUCCCUAAAACAGGCAUUCAAUGAAGCUGUUGAAAGAGUAUCAACAGUGAGAAUGCCAGCACCAACUCGACUACGGGAUUUGAUAAGACAAAUAAGAGCCGCCCGUACAGCUGCUGAAGAACGCACGGUCGUCAACAAGGAGUGCGCGUAUAUAAGAUCGACGUUUCGUGAAGAAGACAGCGUUUGGAGAUGUAGAAAUAUUGCUAAGCUUCUUUAUAUUCAUAUGCUAGGUUAUCCUGCACAUUUUGGUCAACUUGAGUGUCUGAAACUCAUUGCAUCUCCAAGAUUUACAGACAAACGUAUUGGUUACUUAGGCGCGAUGCUGCUGCUUGAUGAGCGACAAGAUGUCCAUCUUCUUAUCACCAAUUGCCUAAAAAAUGACUUGAACAGUUCAACGCAAUUCGUCAUCGGGUUGGCUCUGUGUACACUAGGAGCUAUCGCAUCACCUGGAAUGGCGCGUGAUCUCGCCGCGGAAGUCGAGCGAUUGAUGAAAUCACCGAACGCGUAUAUCAGAAAAAAAGCAGCGCUCUGUGCGUUCAGAAUAAUCCGACGUGUGCCGGAACUCAUGGAGAUGUUUUUGCCAGCGACCAGGAGUUUGUUGACUGAAAAAAAUCACGGAGUUCUCAUUACUGGAGUCACUCUUAUCACUGAAAUGUGUGAGAACAGCAUCGAUACGUUGAAUCAUUUUAAAAAGAUUGUUCCCAACCUCGUGCGAAUUCUCAAGAACUUGAUCCUCGCGGGCUAUUCUCCAGAGCACGACGUCUCCGGUGUAUCAGAUCCUUUUCUUCAAGUGAAGAUCCUCCGACUGCUGCGGAUCCUCGGACACAAUGACGUGGACGCUUCCGAAGCCAUGAACGACAUUCUAGCCCAGGUCGCCACCAACACAGAGACCAGCAAGAACGUCGGCAACACGAUUCUCUACGAGACCGUGCUGUCUAUCAUGGACAUAAAAUCAGAGAGCGGAUUGCGAGUCCUGGCAGUCAACAUCCUCGGAAGAUUUUUGCUUAACAACGACAAGAACAUCCGCUACGUCGCUUUGAACACUCUUUUGAAAACAGUUUACGUGGACACAAGCGCAGUACAGAGGCACCGCUCGACGAUCCUCGAGUGUCUCAAAGACCCUGAUGUCUCAAUAAGAAGACGCGCUAUGGAGUUGAGUUUCGCUCUGGUGAACACCAGCAACAUCAGGAAUAUGAUGAAAGAACUUCUUCUAUUCCUCGAACGAGCUGAUCCAGAAUUCAAAGCCCAGUGCAGCAGCAACAUCGUCAUGUCCGCUGAAAGAUACGCUCCCAACAAACGCUGGCAUCUGGAGACUUUGUUCAAAGUCCUCGUUGCUGCUGGCAAUUACGUAAGAGACGACGUUGUCGCCUGCACUAUUCAGUUGAUAUCCGAGACUCAGGCGCAACAGGCUUACGCAGUAAAUGCUCUUUGGCAUGCACUGGAAAAAGAUACUUUUGACAAACAACCGCUAGCUCAAGUUGCCACCUGGUGCAUUGGCGAAUAUGGAGAUCUGCUGCUCUAUGGACAACCUCCGGAAGAUGUUGAGGCUCCUGUUAAUUUAACUGAAGAUGAUGUGAUUGAUGUGUACCAGAGGCUACUUUGGAGUCCACAGAAUACAGUUAUAACAAAGCAAUACACACUUUUGUCAUUGACAAAAUUAAGCACGAGAUUUCAGUGUGGAAAUGAUAGACCGCCUCGAUUUUACAGGAAGAUCCGCCAGAUAAUUGACACAUUCGGCAGCAAUCUACAUGUUGAACUUCAGCAACGAGGAAUUGAAUUUUCCCAACUCUUCCGGAAGUACGAUCAUCUGAGACCGGCGUUAUUGGAACGAAUGCCGCCGAUGGAGACGGCUAAGCCACAAGCUAAUGGAAUCAUCGGAAUGGUCAAUGGAGACCAGGAUGUGGAAGAAGAGAAGCCAGCUGCCGAAGUCUCACCUUCUGCUGACUCAAGUGCUCUGCUGGAUCUUCUUGGAUCAUCAGACCUGGGCAUGCCCUCAGUGUCUUCUCCAGCUACCGCAGCAUCACCAGCAAUAACUCCCGUCAAUAAUAAUGAUCUGCUGGACCUUCUUGGAGGUCUUGAUCUUACCAGCACACCAGCUCCCGCGCCUGUCACUCAAAUUCAAUCACCGUCAGCUUUCAGUCCUACAAACUUUUUGGUUGAUGGACUUUUGAGUUCUGCUCCACAAAACGACGUGCAGAGUAUGAUCAUCUUCGACAACGCCGGGUUGAAAAUAACAUUCAAAGUUGAACGUGCGACUGAUUCGCCUGAUCUACUUGUCAUCAACAUGACCGCUGUCAACACAAACGCAACACCGCUCACAGACUUUCUUUUCCAAGCGGCAGUUCCUAGGACAUUCCAAUUGCAAAUGCUUUCACCAUCGGGUACCGUAAUCCCACCAUCAGGACAAGUCACUCAAGUUCUCAAAGUAUCCAGUCUUAAUAAUGGAACUUUACGAAUGCGCUUACGUAUUUCCUAUACCGGACCAUCGGGACCAGUACUAGAACAAACGGAAGUUAAUAAUUUUCCACUGAUGGGAGUUCAGUGACAGCAUGCAAUUCAAAAUGAAAUUGUAUAUACGCCUGCCUAAAAAAAAAAAUAAAUAAAGAAAAUAUUCGCGAAAUUUAAUUACAAUUAUGUACACAGAAAAAAGGAUUUCUUGGCGCAAAAAUUUUUUAUAAAUUUAAAUUUUUCUUGGCGCAAGAAAUUUUUUUUCUAUUUAAAAAUGAAAAACUUCUCGCGCCAAGAAUUUUUUUCUUCUGUGUAUAUUUUCGGGUAUUUCUGUACUUAAAAUUAUAAUUAUUUUUACAAUAUUGUUAUUGACUGAAAAGUCAUCAAUUGUAUGAUAAGACAAUUAAAUUCAUACCAUGGUUUUAUUUUAAAUUUUUAUACCGCAAUGUGGAAUAUCGCCAUCGUAUUUUUUUUUGAAUGCAUCGUAGAUUUUAUUAUUAUUUAAUUAUAUUGAAAAAAGUUGUCAGUAUCAAUAGUAGUUCCGUCCUUUAUUUUGGUGUGAGAUGGAAGUAAUAAAUGCGUAUUAAAACCAUUGAAUUAAAAUAAUAAUGAUAAUUAUUAUUAAGUUUAAAAGAACAGGUGGGUGGGUAUCUGAGUGGCCUUGCUCUCAAAGUCUGUGACACAGCUCCAGCUCAGCCAAAAUGUUUUCCUUUUGGAAAGGGUGUGAGCUCUGCCUACGUUCUCAACAUUACAUUAAUUUUAUAAAUUAAACUAAAUAAUAAUAAGUUAAAUAUAAAUAUUAUAAAUAAACAUAAAUCCCAUUUAUGAAUAAAAAUAAAAAAACAAUUCAUGUUAAAAGCAACAAGAAAAAUAAUUAACGCUGUAUAUAAUUUAUAGUGAGGUGUAAAAAUAAAAUGUAUUUUUAUUCCAUUACAA
Molecule: messenger RNA, 4110 nt
Organism: Microplitis demolitor
Lineage: Eukaryota; Metazoa; Arthropoda; Insecta; Hymenoptera; Braconidae
Gene: AP-1gamma
Product: AP-1 complex subunit gamma-1
Exons: 11
Coding region: 683-3271 (862 amino acids)
Biological process (GO): intracellular protein transport; Golgi to vacuole transport; receptor-mediated endocytosis
Cellular component (GO): membrane coat; AP-1 adaptor complex; Golgi apparatus
Molecular function (GO): clathrin-cargo adaptor activity
Source: RefSeq, a predicted model, not a curated record